AUGCCCGACCCUGCAGGUGGAGCGUUGAUCUGGGCGUCUCCAGCCCCGACGUGGCUGCUUGGUUUGGCGAGUGCCCUCUUUUUCCUGUUGGCGUCCUUCUCCUUUUCGCAAUGUCGGCAGAAACGCCGCGCAGCUUCGUCUCUCUCGGGCCACUCGCCCUCUGUGUCUUCGGCCUCGCUGUCGACCAACUCGCACCUGCCUUCGCGUGAGCUCCCGAGCGACCGCAGCGCCCUCUUCUCCUCCCCGCCUGUGUACCCCUACGGCCGGGAGGGCCGAGGACGCAUGCGGAGGUAUGUCAACUUCUUCUCUUCUCUCUCCAGCGAGCGAGCGUCGUCUUCGCAACUCUUCACCUUCGAUGGAGCCUCAAUGCGAACGAAGAUCCUUUCUCUCGUCACUCUCGCCUCGCUGCUCCGGUCUCUGCUACUGCUUCUCCAACUCCUCGUGCCUCUCGGCCAUGCUCCCUUCUCGUUCGCGAGGCCCGACACGCCGACCCCUGCGGGGAUGGCAUUCGCCGUCCUCUCAGAAGAGCUCGGCGGUCCUCGCCACCCUUGCUCGCAGUCGCCGCUCUCGUCUUCCUCGCCUCUCUCGUCUUCCUCUCCGCUCUUGUCUUCCUUGCCCCUUCCUGCUGCGCAGGCGGUCGCCAAGGAGUCGGGGGAAGCGCCGGUCGCCACUCGCCUCGCGUCUGGUUCUCUCUCCUCUCUGACGAUCCCCCCGGUAGGUUCCUUUGCGGCUGCGUCCGCCUAUCAAUCGCCUGCUCCCCCAACAUCCCAGGGCGCUUCGUUGUCUCUUCGGGCCGGAACCCCGUCCUCACGCCCGCCGCCCCCCGACUCCAGACGGCCUUCUGCCUCUUCAAACGCUUCGCUUUUCAACCCGAACCCGCUCUGGCUGCGGACCGUUGUGCGCUCCUUGCCACCCAUGCUGUGCAUCAGCGUGUACGGCCUUCUCGUUCUCUUUCUCAUUGACCUCUCCAACGCGACGUCGCUCCACGGACACGCCACGUUCUGGUGGGUCGUCUCCAGCUACGCGUCGCUGCUGCUCGUCUGGGUGCUCUUCUUCUCGGUGGCGGCCAUGGCGCUCGAACACAACACAAGCGCCGAGGCGCAUCUCUUUGCCAGAUGCUCGGCGAUUCUGCUCGGCCUCUCGUUCUCUGUCCUCGCUGUCGCCUGGGGCUUCUUCGGUCGGCGCGUUCUGCGUCAGCUGUCAGCGCGGGAGGCGUCGCCCUACGCCUUUCCGCCUCUGGCGUGCCCGAGACAAGAUCCCGACUUGCAGUCGCAGUUUCCGCUCCAUUCGUCGGAUUUCCCUCCCCAAGCCCUGCUUUCGGCGCAGGCUCUGAAUCACAACUACGCCGCCUACUGGCCGCCGCGUCUUCCGGUGUCUCUGCCCAAGGGCGAGAGAGGCUUCGAGUACCACAGAGCGCCCGACUACCCCUUCGAUGCCUACUACUGUGAGGCGUGUUCCGCUGCUCAUUGCGAACGGGAGACGGACGGCGGCGGUUGGCUGAAGCGGUACUUUCCCCUCGUCCAUUUCUUGCUCUUCAGAGACACAGGUCGACGCGAGUCUCAUGACGCGCGAGACGCGCAAAUCAGUCCGGGCCGCCCGGCGUUGUCCGCCUCGGCCCCUUCCUUCUGGGCGUCGUUGCCGUGUCUACGGCCCAGAGGGCAAGGCGAGGAGCCUGGACAGGCGUGGAGAAGACUGCGCAGACUCACGCUGUUGUGCCCGCCGCUCCUUCUCCUGCGCGGCGUGUACCUCCUCCUGGUGGGAACCGAGGUUCUGCCGCACUACUACCCGACGUCGGCAGCCUUCGCCAAGCACAAGGAAAGCUUCGACGUCUCCCUGUACCUGCUCACCGAGUUCGUCCCUCUGACCUUGCUGGUCUUUGCGUUCGCCGCGAACGAGCGGAAGAGGAAACCGCAGAGCGAUGAAGACCUCGACGAAGACGACGACGAAUCCCACCUUCCGAGCCAAAGCACAGAAGAGGAAGACGACGAGGACGAGGAACGGGACUAA
Molecule: messenger RNA, 2007 nt
Organism: Neospora caninum
Lineage: Eukaryota; Apicomplexa; Conoidasida; Eucoccidiorida; Sarcocystidae
Exons: 3
Coding region: 1-2007 (668 amino acids)
Source: RefSeq, a predicted model, not a curated record